AUGCAGUAUCCAAAAGGCUGGCUAGCUCCAGUCGGCACGGCUCUUCUUAUUUUGUCCACUGUUACCCAAUAUUCUGAUGGAGCUGCCAUUGGAAAUCUGGGAUCAAUUGAUUCCAGUUCCAGUUUGAGUUCUACCUCGUAUGCUUCCCUGUUUGAAAGUGGCACAACAGCAACUCAGAUAAAUCACAGGUCUCCCCGUACGAAACCAUCAGCUGCAACCGCCACCACGUAUCCGACCCCCAUUGCAUCUGUAUCUUUGAGCAGCUCCAGCCGGUCCGGUAAUGAGUUUUCGACAAACUCUAGGAGUAGACAAGAUACCACGAGCUCUGUUGUCACUUCCUCGGACCGCGACAUUUCCCCAUCGUCAGUGAUUUGGAGCUCGUCAUCUUCGCCUUCUAAGAAGUUGGAUUCUAGCAGCACUGCCUCUCGUACAACUUCCUCACGGGAUGCCGAGGAUGGCAGUAACAGCUCAGCUUCUUCGAAUGCUAAGACACCUGCCACAUCCAACAGUAUUGGAAAGACCACGAGCGCCUCAUCUUCCAAGCCAUCCAGUGAGCAUGAUGCUGCCAGUGCCACAUCUUCUGAGACAUCUAGUGGGCAUGAUGCCUCAACUUCAGAACGCUCGACCUCCAGGUCUUCAGACCUAGAAAGUACCAAGUCUUCUGAAGCAUCGGGUAGUAGUAGCAGCAAUGGGGCCUCCUCGAAAGCCUCACCACACCCCAAUACGAGUACCAUUUCAGAUGCCCCAGCUGUCCAGAUAGUCACUGCAGUUGUAUCUGGUACAACCGAAAAGGUCCCUGUCAUUUCAGAUACUGCGGCGUCGACCCCAAUUACACUUGCACCUGUCACAACAACCAUCGCUACUUCGCAAGCCACAUCAAGCGCGUCUUCCGUUUCGACCGAGCUUGCAGCUUUGAUCCCCAUUCUCAAGUCAUGGAAAAAGGAUCCCACUUCGAAGAAAUCAAACACCUUGAACAAGAUCAAGGAUGUUAAAAGCCAUGUCGAAGGAUUUAUUUCCGAGAUGGGCACUGAGUCCUCCUCGAAAGGAUGUGGUUCAAAUAGAAAGAGAAGCGCAUUGAGUAAUCUCUUUGGUGAUAUCACUGGAUCUCUGUCGUGCAUUGACAAGGGUCUAGAUGAUGCUACUGACAAAGUCAAUACCAACAAUGUUGAUGCUAUUGACAGUACCGUGGAAAAUCUAACAACGGAGAACACAAACCUCGACAAUGACACCAAAAACAACGAUUCCAAGGACAAUGAAAGCAAAACAGAUGAUGAUUCAUCUACCAGUGAAUCAAGUUCGAAAACUUCCAAGACCUCCUCGGACACUUCUUCGUCCACCUCAUCCUGUACAACACACACAGCACUGCACGUCACUACCAAGUGUGUUCCCACUUCAAAUCCCACUGGAGGUUCUACCAUUUCAACAACAACAUGCACGCCCUCUACCACGGUGACGACAGAAGGCUGCUCUGUAACUGGAUUGACAACAACUAUCUCCAGCUCUGCGUCAAGCACAUCAUACCCCCUCUGUGCGUCCGGAAAAUGCGGCAAUGGCAGUGGAUGUAAAAAAUACACUGGACCCCUCAGCGGUGCUCUGGGGGUCACUAUGUCUGCCACCAAAACUUGUUCUUCGGUGUCAACAGUCACUACUGAUGUAGGGACUGCAAGCUUUGGCACCUUCCGAAGUGCCGCCGACGCAGCUCCAACGUCAGAUUCCAAUACCGCGAAACGAUCCUCUUUUGCAAACGAAACCUUGCCAGAAACUCCUUUGAACAAACGGGUGCUUGUGGAGCCCGAGGACUACAGUGAACAUGUUUCGACGAUGAGCUCGGUUCUUACCAUUAGCGAUGAUUGGGCCUCCCAAGAUGGUGACACGUCUGGGACUUGGUCUGACUGGUCUACUGAAUUCCUUCAAUUAAACGGCAUGAACGGCAUUUAUGGCUGCACAGUGGUUUUCAUUGUAUCCACGAGAGGUGUGUAUGCGUCACACAUCUGGCAAGUGCCAGUCUUCGUCAAUGAGCAGAACCAGCCGACGGCAACUGAUUACUUCCACAAGCAGACCUUCAUGGCUCUUCGUGACGGUGUUCCAAAUGAAGUCCAGAGUCUUGUUACACUCAUUGGAACCGACGCAAAUAAGGGCGUAUUGCAUCCAGAUUAUAACCCUCAGGUCCAUGUGGUCACUCCUUUUGCCUCUGACGGGCAGACCCUCGAAUAUUCUGAUCGCGCGUACCUUCUUGCUGACAUGCUGACCAAUCUCUUUGCAAAAGAGGCUACGAUAAGGAGGGUCUGGGGAUAUCACCGCUACAAUCACCAAAUAUCCACGGCAGAAUUUGGAUUCCUCGGCAGAACAAUUGUGGAACAUGAUCCGAUACAGAACGUGAUUAUGGCUCCACAGGGAAGAUAUAAUGUCGGCAGGUGGAGGCUCUGGGUCGAGAACAACCUCGUGUGGCAGCAGGACUAUUCCCAUGACUAUACUCAGCGUCUGAGCCAACGAGACCUUGAAGGAGAUGUGUGCCUGGUUAGCAAUAGCUCGUCAGAAUCGUCUACUUCCUCAUCAUCGUCCACAUCGACGACUUUUGCUACUUCUGCGUCAAAGUCGACCACUUCCUCAUCAUCGUCAUCAAAGACUUCAAAGACUUCUUCCAGCUCAACACCCACCAUCACUGCUUACUACCAAUAUGACAGCAAUAGUCGUUCUGCUUUCUGCGAAGUUGAGGGCCACGAGGGAAGCUAUCAGCUAAAACCCAGUUCCUCUGGGGUCACAAGUCAUGAGCCUUGUGAUUGGAGCACGAUGCCACCCACCCUGGCCACCACUCCUAUCACAGCCUACACGACCUACUUUGACGGCACCGUUGGGCGGUGCACCGAUGGUCAAUACGGCAACGCCAAUGUCAACGACAUUCCGACAUGUACUGGUUCCGUCUCGGUCUUCUCUACCAAUGCUGCAGUCGCCUCCGCAUAUUCUUCUUCUGCAGCUGCCGCUGAGGCUUCUCAAAAGGCACAUAGCGGAGACUGCACCAUCAUCCAUUCUGAUACCCUCUUCGGGAACUCAGUAGAUUCGACAUUCUACCUUUACAACCUUGGCACUUGGGCUGACGAGGAUAAGGUUUACAAGGAAGAGGAUGGCUGUGGUGCACUUGAUGCUUGGGUCUGGGAGAAGGCAGAUGAUGGUACUUAUAAAGCUGGAUUCGAUCUCUCCGGCUUCAAGGGUGGUUGUAUCGAACGAGCCAUUGUAUCAGCUGGCGGACCCAAGAUCACAUGCAACGACCUGCCUGGCAAGAACGAGAAUAUGAGCAAGGACGAUGAAGCCAUGUGGGAUAAGGUGAAGAAGGCGAGAAAGUCUUGGGGUAGGCGAUAG
This is a messenger RNA of Penicillium samsonianum, 3357 nucleotides long. RefSeq lists its product as uncharacterized. NCBI's taxonomy places the organism in Eukaryota, Fungi, Ascomycota, Eurotiomycetes, Eurotiales, Aspergillaceae. The record is from RefSeq and is a predicted model, not a curated record. Bases 1 to 3357 code for a protein of 1118 amino acids. The transcript has a single exon.